Danio aesculapii is the source of this 1314-nucleotide messenger RNA. RefSeq names its product heme oxygenase 1a (gene hmox1a). Gene Ontology annotation, molecular function: heme oxygenase (decyclizing) activity; heme binding. Bases 149 to 967 code for a protein of 272 amino acids. NCBI's taxonomy places the organism in Eukaryota, Metazoa, Chordata, Actinopteri, Cypriniformes, Danionidae. Gene Ontology annotation, biological process: heme oxidation; heme catabolic process; response to oxidative stress. The record is from RefSeq and is a predicted model, not a curated record. The transcript is spliced from 7 exons.
UCCACUAAAACUAGUGACUCAGACGGAAAGGAGAAAGUAUAAAAACGGAGUGGGGCGGUCAGGGAGCUCACACAGUCCCAGUGAACACUGAAAACAACGCAAGCUCUUUAAUCUACAGAGAGAAAGACUGGACAUCUACAGCACAAACAUGGACUCCACGAAAAGCAAAGCGGCAGAGAAUACUGGCAGUGAUCUGUCUGAACAGAUAAAAGCAGUCACUAAAGACAGCCACGUCAGAGCUGAAAACACACAACUGAUGCUCAGCUACCAGAAAGGACAGAUCACACAAACACAGUACAAGCUUCUGUUGUGCUCUCUAUAUGAGAUCUACCGAGCACUGGAGGAAGAGCUGGACAGAAACGCAGAACACCCAGCAGUGCAGCCCAUCUACUUCCCUCAGGAACUGGCCAGACUGGAGGCUCUGGAACGGGACCUGGAGCACUUCUUCGGACCCCAGUGGAGAAAGAGAAUAACAGUGCCUGCCGCCACACACCGAUACGCACAGAGACUGAGAGAGAUUGGCAAGAGCAGUCCCGAGCUUCUGGUGGCGCAUGCUUACACCCGCUACCUCGGAGAUCUGUCUGGAGGACAAGUGCUGGGCAAGAUCACCCAGAAAUCACUAGGGUUGACUGGAAAUAAGGGCAUUUUAUUCUUCUCGUUUCCUGGAGUGACGAGCGCUAAUAGAUUCAAGCAGCUGUACAGGAGCAGAAUGAACAGCAUCGAGUUCACAGAGCAAAAGAGGAGGGAAGCGCUGGACGAGGCCGUCAGGGCAUUUGAGUUCAACAUUGAUGUGUUUGAUGAUCUUCAGAAAAUGCUGAGCAUCACAGAGGAAGCUUCAAGUGAAAAAGGAAAUGAAGCUGCAUCCCAAAGUCUGUCAAAAACCUUCUCCAGCUCUCCAGCACUUCAGUUCGCAUUAGGAGUGGGCAUCACAUUGGCCACUGUUGGCAUGGGAGUUUACGCUUUUUAACUCAGAUUUGUUUUUACUAGUCAUCUGUAACUGUAAAUAUUAAUACAAUGAAGUCAAAUCCACAGGCUGACCGAUAACCAACUGUAAUGUAUAUGUACUUGAUUUUCUGGAUGCAUUUUUCUAGAUAAAAUUUUCAAAAUAGAAAUCAUUUCGAAAAGUAUGUCAGCUUACAACUUUUGACAGAAUGUCACUUCUUAAAAUGUAUUUACUUUUCAUACAUUUGGCAAAUGCUUUUCCUCGAAAUGAUUGACAGUGCAUAUGCCUUUCUGUCCAUAAAUGCUUUGAGUUGUCCAUGUAUUCUGUGUAAAUGCUAUAUUAAUAAACUGUUUAAUAUAUAUAUAUUUAAA